Molecule: messenger RNA, 6905 nt
Organism: Hylaeus anthracinus
Lineage: Eukaryota; Metazoa; Arthropoda; Insecta; Hymenoptera; Colletidae
Exons: 8
Coding region: 208-4998 (1596 amino acids)
Source: RefSeq, a predicted model, not a curated record
AAGAAAAAUCGGAGCGUCGUUUCUUCAACGUUUGCAUCCAGAUAACGCUUCAAUUGUUCCACGAGUGACAAGCUCCGAUUGAACAACGCGCGUAUCCUCGGAUUAACUGGUUCCUGGACGCAACGCUCGAGUUCGUUACCGCGAGCGUCCCUUCCAGGCUCCUCUUCCUACUAUGCACACCGAGAGCAUCGCGAUUACUAUGAGAGAAUGAGCUGCUCGGUGAAGAUCUCGUGUGGCAAGAGUUGGAGCGGUUCGCAGCGGAGGAUCAACUCUCUCGCGGAGGAAACUACUUGUUCCACAGCUAUAAGUGCGACUUGCGCGAACCUAGCCGCACCGUUGGCCACCGUAGCGUCGACGUCCACGUCGACCACGGCCACCACGUCUACGCCGACCACGGCCAACCCCGUCUCCCCGAGUACGAUCACCAGUGGUAGCCAGAAAACCACGCCGCCGCGUCCCAUCAGGUCGAUCGUCGCUAGAAAAGGGGAGGAUACCACGAAACUGCUCAAGUACAUCGAGGAUAACGUCAUCGGCAAGAACGGCACGUUCUUCGGACCAUUCGGCCGCAGGAAAGUGGUCUAUUGCGACUAUACCGCCUCCGGCAGGUCACUGCAAUUUCUCGAGGAGUACAUCGCGAAGGAGGUGCUGCCAUGUCUGGGCGACACUCGGACGUCCACGUCUAUCUGCAGCCUGCAGUCCUCCCUGUUUAGACACGAAGCCAGAGACAUCGUCAGACACGCGGUGGGGGCUGGCGAACAGGAUGCGGUGCUGUUCACGGGUCAAGGCACGGCUGCUGCCCUUCGCACGCUGUUGCGACACCUCGAUCUCACCAAAUCCACCGUCGUCUUUGUGGGACCGUUCGAGCAUUACGCGAAUCUGCGACCUUGGCGUGAGCACGAUGUCAGGAUAGUACGAGUGUCCGAAACCCGAGAGGGUUUCUUGGAUCUGAACGAUCUCGAGCGGUGUUUAAUGAAAGUGCGAGCGGAGGGUGUUGCGCAAAUGAUCGGAUGCUUCAGCGCUGCCAGUUGCAUCACCGGGGUUUUGGCAGAUGACGUCGCCACAACUCUCCUACUGCAUCAAUAUGGAGCACUCAGCGUUUGGGAUUACACAACCGCAGCUCCAUACGUUCCGAUCGAUAUGAAUCCCCACUUGCCCGGUGUCGGAGAGACAGCUGUUCACAAAGACGCGAUUAUUUUCGCCGGGCACAAGUUCAUCGGGGGAGUUCAAUCGCCCGGCGUACUCGUGACCAAACGGUUUCUCUUGAAAGAUAAAUUUGGCAUGGAAGACAUGAGGGACUCCCAUUACUAUCACUGGGACUUGGAGCUUCGCGAGGAAAGCGGCACGGCCGGUGUCGUUGAGACCAUCAGAUGCGGACUCGCGGUUCAGCUGAAGGAGAACGUUACACCGCGAGCUAUCGUCGCUCGUCAAGAUAAGAUAUCCAGGCAAGUGUUGGCUCACGUGCGCACGAUUCCGGAACUGAUUCUGCUCGGUAGCGGCUCGCAGAAUGUUAAGAGGCUUCCCAUAUUUUCGUUCAUGGUGCGUCACCCGCGGGGCACGUUUCUUCAUCACAACUUCGUGUGCGCCGUUUUAAACGACGUCUUCGGGAUCCAGGCGCGCAGCGGGUGCGCUUGCGCGGGUCGUUACGCUCACGACCUGAUGGGAAUCGACCAAGAACUCGCCAAGCAGUACGAGACGGUUGUAGCGGCAGGCGCGCAGAACAGCCUGAACGGAGAGACGAGCACCGAAGGACUGAGGCCAGGAUUCGCGAAACUCUCGUUCCCGUACUUCAUGUCGGAAGCGGAGGUCGCCUUUACAUUGGAGGCUUUGAAGAUGGUGGCCACGGAAGGCUGGAAAUUGCUGCCUCAGUACGUGAUGAAUCCGGACACGGGAGAGUGGAGACAUCACACAAACAGCGUGUUCAAAGAGCGAAAGUGGCUCGGGUCGAUCCGAUAUACCGAUGGGAAAAUGAACGCUUCCGAGAGACGAGUAUCCGGAUCGGGCAUCGUUCCGCAGAACUACGGCGAUUGUUUGCAGACCGCGCGGAACAUCUUUAACCGCGCCAGGAAGAUGGCGCAGAGGUAUCCCCUCCGUAUAGACCGUAGCUACAUCUUCACGUCGGAAUGGAUGGAAGCUCUCCGGUGGUUCAUGAUGCCCUGCGAGGCACAGUAUCUACUUCUGGGCAACUCGCAGAACGUGAAGCAAGACGUGCCUUUCAGUCCGACGCUGUCGUGGAACAAGCAGGGCCAUCAGACGCCGACUACCACCCACGACAGCCUGGUGAACUGCUUAGCCUUGGCCAACAGUAUCCGGCGGCUGAACAGCGACAUUCCUCACACGGGAAACGCUCCGAUCUCGGUUACGUCGCCCAGACAUCGUAGCCUUCCCGCGUUGAGCACCGCCAGGAGGACACUGCUGAGCACGGUGGAUUCCCAGGCGUCGUUCUCGAGCUCCGGUAGCGGAAACGAAGAGGAACGAUCGGCGAACACCGAGUCUAUCGGAGGCGAGAGGUCACCGGCUACUUGCCCGAGUUCACCGAUGCCCGUGAGAUUCGCCGUUGGCGAGGCGGUGACGCCUUCGACUCUCGGCACGAUAUCUCGCACGGACAACAGACCGAUCAAAGAGCAAAGAGAUCUCGUGGACGCUACCAACGCUGGCCGUGCCAGAUGUAACUCCCUCGGUAGUGCCGGCGGCGGAGAGAACGCUUCGGGUAAUCGCAAGGUGGUGUCUUCGUCGUCCUCGCCCGUACCGCCGUUGCCUUUGAGUCCGCAGACUUUGACCAGCUUGGGCUUGAGCGGAAGCAGCGGCAACACGACGAAACACAGACGACACCACUGUAGCUGCAGCAGUCAAACCGAAUUGAACUCUUUGGAGCUGGACAACGGAAGCCCGAAUCACUCGAUCCUAUCCUUGAACUACCACAUCGCGGCCUCGCCUCCGUCUUCGUACUCGUCCGUCGGCGAUUACACGGAGAAGUUGGUGGCCGGGGGAAGAGCGUCGCCGAUUUUCACCAACUGCGGGCAAAGAUCGGAGGACGAUCUGAGCGCGUAUGUCAAAGAGGUGACGAAGGAACUGGCGACGGAGAUCAAGUCGGAGAUUCGCGAGGUGAUUUCGAAGGUCGAUGACGCCCUGUCCGAGUCCAACACGUCGGAGAACACCCCGCAGCAUCACUCGCGGAACAUCGGUGCCAUCGGGCAACUGUCGGUGGAAGACAAGCAGGUCAGACACGAUUCGUUUACGGCGAGUGACAUCGCGGAGUACUUGAUGGAGUUCUCCAAGGAGAUGGCCAGCGAGGUCAAGUCCGAAAUCAGAUGUAUGGUGAACGCGGUGGACGGACUUCACAGACACUCCCCGGACGCGUCCGCCUCGGAUGUCUCCUCGAACGGUUGCGGUUCUCCAGACAGAGGGAGGAUCGUUCAACCAUCUGCGUCGCCCAGGCUUUCGAGCACAAGGCGAAGCGGACCGAUAGAGAUCACGGGGAAGGUCGGCGAGCUGACGCAACAGGAGAGCAAGAUGUCCAGCGAGUGUUCCUCCGACGAGACUGUGAUAUACGUGAUGAAACCGCCCGAGAACGAGCAGAUGGUUAGCGGUCAUUGUCAGUCGAAAACCGACGACGAGGUGGUGGUGCACGACCUCGACGACGACCUCAACGAUGACGACACUCGCGAACGCGGCGGCCUGGACAUCGGCGACGCGCGAAAAAUUCUACCCAAGAUCUAUUCGGCGGUGAACUCGGUCAGUUCUCAAGACAGCGGCAUCAACUUAUCGUUCCACGAGAGCGACAAAUCCCUAGACUCUGUGGACCUGAAGCGUAGCAGUAGCGCUGAGUCGAAUUCUACGAACAGCUACGUUCGUAAGCCGAGAGCCUCGUCCAUGAGCGCUCUGUCCAACAAAUCCACUUGCAAGCAACAGGUACGCCAGAACGACGACUUCUCGGAGGACGAAGAAUGCUCGAGCGAUCUGAAGGAGGAGGAGGACCAAGCGGCGGUGUUCGAAUCGAAGGAUGGCAAGGCAGAAGCGUCUAGCGCGCAGUGGCACUGUCCGUCGAAGAACGUUUGGAAACCAGCGGUGGAAGCUAUGCAGGAAUUCGACAUGAUCCGGGACAACGACAGAGUGCUAGUUUGCUUGUCGACCAACGGUAAGGACUCUUUGUCCCUGUUGCACACGUUGCACCAGUACAGAUUCUACGUGAGAUCGAAAGGCGUGGACUUCGAGAUCGGCGCUGCCUCGGUGAACGCAAAUGGAUCGGAUCCCAUAGAGAUGAUGAGUUACUUGAAGGCACUCGACGUUCCUUAUUUCUACGAGGAGCUGCAAGCCGCUGAGACGAAACACGUCGGCGGCGAGAAUCGCUCGGAAGAUCCCCUGGACGGCAGCGGUGCGUGCAGCUUUUGCAAUCGCACGAUCAGAGCAAAAUUAUACUCGGUCGCCAAGCGGCACAAUUACAACGUGUUGGCUAUCGGCCAGCACCUCGACGACCUCACCGAGGGUUUCCUCGACUCAGUUUUUCACGCCGGCAAACUGAGAACCAUGAAAGCCCAUUACUACGUCCGUCGUCACGAGCUCAGGGUCGUCAGACCGUUCGUCUACGUUCGAGAGAAGUCGCUGAGGCAAUUUGCCGAGAGCAAGAAGCUGUUGGCUUUGCGGGAAACAAGCCCGUGCGACCUUCCCGAGAGACGGAAUCAAAGCAAAGAGCUGAUCGUCCAGCAGGACCGCGGUCAUCCUCGUCUCUCUUGGUCCUUGAGAUCGGCUCUGCGACCAUUGAUAGACGCCCACGGACGACGAAUCGACGCGGACGUUGUCUGCGGGAACAGCGGCGGCGUUGGGAACGGUUCCAGUAGUUCCAGCGCGAGCAGCAGCAGCAGCUCUAAUAGCGGGGGCAACAAUCAACAAAAGAGACAACGAAAGUUGAAGAUCAACUCCCUGGUGACUGGCUCUGCGGUCCAGCUGCAAACGCAGAAACAAGAUGGCGACGAGGAGACAGACGAGGAACCGGUCCUUUGAGGGAGACCCGUCGCGAGAUGUGAUUUCAAUCGUUCUUCGAUCUCAUCCGCGCACCACCGUCAAAAAUUACCUUUGCCUGCCUUCUCCGUGGUCAGGAGAAGACGAUUACGAUUCGCGGCCGGCGUCGCCACCGCGAACGUUCAGGACCCGGUGGAGGAAUGCUAAGAGAUGGUAGCUGAAUUGCGCGUGGAUUCCAUGCAUCGACCCCUUUACCGAACCGCUGAUUUCGUCAGUGGCGUUGGUUUGACAGUUUUAGACGGUCGAUGCCUGCCAACGAGCGCAAGCAUUCACCGGACGUUUCAAGAUUGUGAACCGCGACACUCGCGACAGUUCCUGGAUAUUUUGGAUUUCGUGCCGGUCAAGACGUUUCGCGAGAGGACGUUGAUGAAGUUAGGGAGACUUGUUGGAACAACGGAUGCAACGACGGAACGAUGUUUUUGUCUUUCAACCAAGUGGUCUAUGUUACCGCGUCUUUGCGAUCCAUCCGUAUCCAACGGUAAUGCUUCAAACUAUUUAAAACGUUGUGCGCGGUUAAAUGUUUACUUACCUAUGGACACUUAGCGUUAAUAACCACAGAAUGUUGAGACUUCGGUUGUACUUUUCGAGGUAAGAGUACGCAGACUUGGAAGCGUUGUCCAAUCGAAUCGAGGACCAUCGGUUCGAUGUUCGGGAGACCUUUGGAUAUUGGCGACCGUGCGAAACCAACGACGAGAACCUAACGACUCGGCAAGCGGAAACAUCGACUUGGGAGAUCUGCCGCCAAUCACCUCGUCGAGGUGAACUCUUCCAUCUCUUAGUUAGUCGAGUCGUUUCUUUCGCUUGCCGAAACUUAGGAAGCCGUUCUUGGAUCGUUCUUUGUGUUGUUCAUUGCCCGUCGUACCCAGCGAUCGGUAUACCGGUAGACUCGAUGACACGGCUGAACUGACAAAAUAAGCGGAUCGAGACGCUUACGUUUCGCUGGUACGCGAGCAAACGCGAGGAACGCAGCGAUUUGAGAAGCGCCAAAACCUCGACUGCUCAAAGGACUGCCACGCGGUUCAAUGGACACUUAAUUUUUUAUAUAAUUGUGAUUUGAUAAAUCGCGAAUACGUGUCCCGCUUCGACGAUAGUUUAGGGUUACUACGAUGUUAAGAUACAAAAUUUUUGUAAACCGUAAACGUCGCCAGACUAUGGUCGAGACGAGUCCCCUUUUCGAACAUUUUUUGAUUAUCGGAAGCGGCUGAAAUUUCCUAAGAACGAGGGGAGAGAGGAAGACGCGCGCGAGUUCCUUUAUCGUUGUCGAAUCGAUAAAGCGUACAUUUUUUUUGCGGUCAAGAAAAAUGUCACACUUGACAGUUUCGAGAACGUUAAACGCGAAGAGGAAAAGCCGUGCGAUUACCGACCUCGAAGAGCAAAAAACCAAUCGACGGAGGAUUUGUUAAAAUUGUCUGGUGUUCCGUACGGCGCGGUGGAUGAAGAAGAUAUUGAGAGGUGAAGGUUUUGACAAAUUCUCAGCCGUACGUACUUCGAUUGCACGCGCACAAAAACGCGCGCGCCGGCGUGCGCGCACAACUCGUAAAUACGUGUACAUAAAAUAUGCUUCUGACGAGUAAACCGAAGGAACGUGGUAUAUCAUUAAACGAAAGCUUUUUCCUCUUAACUGGUACAUACAUAUACAUAUACAUAUACAUUAUAUAUACAUAUAUCGCCUUGUUCGAUAUCAUUGGCGGAUCAUAUUUUUUGACUAUUGUAUAGCCUUUUUUUCGUCGGUGAAAAAGAACGACGGUACUACGCGCGAUACUUUCGACUCCGACGCAAGCAAGGAAAACAUUUUGAAACGCAUCCGCUUGUCAUUGGGCCGAUGAACUGGGACACGGAACGAAACGUUCCGGUCGCGAUUCAAUUUUUCGACCACGUGAAAAAGAAAA